CGCAGUGCGUUCACAAGACCUGAGCCUUAGGCGAAUUUGUUCGGUUGGUUGCUUGUUUUGUAAUAGAAUAUUUCGUAUUUGUGCGCCAUUAAAUUACAGAGUUUGAAGUAUCAACAUGGAGACGGUUGAGUUCGAUAAAGCUUUGUGUUUGAGUGUUAAGAACGUCGCUUUCUGACGGUUCUGUCAGAGUUUCAGUUGUAUUCGGACAGAUCAUUCUGUGUGGCAGGCCUAUAGGACAAACCCUGUUUGAACCCAGGACAGAGGCACAGAAACACACAACAACGUACACGCAAACAUACAGGAAGAUGCCCCCGGUGGCUGAGUCAGAGGCCAAGGCAAAGUUGGCCCUGGCUCAGGGGGGUGCCGGUGAAACGGGGACGCUGUCCUGGACCGACUGCCUUUGCCCUGUUUGCCUGGAGAUCUUCCUGGAGCCCGUGACAUUGCCAUGUGGACACACCUUCUGUAAGGCCUGCUUCCUGGAGACGGUGGACAAGGCGAGUCUGACCUGUCCGCUGUGCCGCAAGCGCGUGUCCAGCUGGGCGCGGCUCCACGGCCGCAAUAAGACGCUGGUCAACGCCGAGCUGUGGCGCCGCGUGCAGGAGGCAUUCCCCAUGGCAUGCCAGCAACGGCUCAACGGGCACGAUGCUGACAACGCAGGGGUGUCUCUCCUCCCAGGUUUUAAUACAAAGCCGACGCUGAGCCAGCCAGGGGAGCUGCGGAGGGAGUACGAGGACCAGAUCAGCCGUUUUGCUGAAGAGAAGCGUGCCCUGGAGGAGGCCGAGCGUGUGGCCAGUGAAGAGUACAUUCAGCGACUUUUGGCCGAGGAAGAGGAGCGAGUAGCUGAGGAACGGAUGAGACACGAGGAGAAGCAGUUGGAGGAUGAUGAAAGACUGGCAAGACUGCUGAGCCAUGAACUGAAUAAAAGUCCAGUGUGUUCAGUUCAGAAAAGUGUACGGCCAAAUGAGAAGGUGAAGAAGGGUGGUGCAGGAGACAUUGGAAGGUUUCUACUCCCACUGCCACAUAGAUCUUCCUGCGGUUCUGCCUCCAGCUUCACAGCCAACAAGGAGAACCUGCCGAGCCACCAACCGAAGACUUCUUUGCAGCGAUGGGUGGACACAGAGAAGUCAGCGGAACCCGAGGCAGCCCUCCUCGUACAUGGGGAGGAGGAGAGAUUAACCCCUCUCACCCUGCUGUCCCAGACUGAGCAGGACAGAGGCUCAACACACCCUCCGGGGCUGCAUUGUUCAGGCACACAGGCUUGCCACAGUACACAGACAGCAGCACAAUUUUCUGUCCAGAGAGUGAGCAGUGACACAGAGUUCGAGGGACUGAGUGAUACAGACAGCACACGGCCCUGCCCGACAACCACUCCACUGUGGAGGGAGCUGGCGCAGCUCGAGGAGGAGCUGUGUAGCCGCAAACAGCAGGAAGCAGAGGAUAGGCAGCUGGCCCUCCGGCUACAGAGACAGCUGGACCGCGAGGAAGCUCUGCGCGCUGUGGACCGCAGCAAAGGUUCCGCAGACCAAUACGAGCUCCGUGGGAAGUCCAGCACCACACCUGGCAAUCCCAACAGUCCCAGUCCUGGCCAUUGUGCACCCUCGUCCAGCAGGAAGCGCUCUAGCUCUGGUUUGGCACAAAAGGACGUGAAAGAUAAAGUCAGGAGACGAGUGUCAGCCUGCAGUUCCUCUGAAUCCCAGAAGAGGGUGCACGUUUCGUCUCGCGCUGAGAGACACAAGACCUGCAAGCAGACCACUCUGACGAAGAUGUUUUCUUCACUGAACAGCUGAUCAUAUUGGAAUUGAUCUUCUAUAAUAACCCCCCCAGACUGCUGAUAGACUGACAUGGAUUGUACUGUUGACACUGGAGAUCAUCCAUGGAUGAACAGUUACCAGAAAAUCACUUAAAUCCUUUUUGUGAAUGUAUAAAUCUAAUGAUUCUUUGAAUAAACAAGUGUAAUAUGA
Messenger RNA from Scleropages formosus (Asian bonytongue), 1961 nucleotides. RefSeq names its product ring finger protein 168 (gene rnf168). Bases 306 to 1787 code for a protein of 493 amino acids. The record is from RefSeq and is a predicted model, not a curated record. Gene Ontology annotation, cellular component: site of double-strand break; nucleus. Gene Ontology annotation, molecular function: ubiquitin-protein transferase activity; nucleosome binding. Lineage: Eukaryota; Metazoa; Chordata; Actinopteri; Osteoglossiformes; Osteoglossidae. Gene Ontology annotation, biological process: protein ubiquitination; double-strand break repair. The transcript has 7 exons.